This is a messenger RNA of Pelmatolapia mariae (spotted tilapia), 972 nucleotides long. Its product is annotated as olfactory receptor 2K2-like. The record is from RefSeq and is a predicted model, not a curated record. The transcript has a single exon. Gene Ontology annotation, cellular component: membrane. The coding region runs from base 1 to 972 and encodes 323 amino acids. Lineage: Eukaryota; Metazoa; Chordata; Actinopteri; Cichliformes; Cichlidae. Gene Ontology annotation, biological process: G protein-coupled receptor signaling pathway; detection of chemical stimulus involved in sensory perception of smell. Gene Ontology annotation, molecular function: G protein-coupled receptor activity; olfactory receptor activity; odorant binding.
AUGAAUAAUGUUUCUGUGAUAACAAUGUUUUUUCUUUCAGGUUUCAAUGAAACAAUCAGUCACAGGUUUGUUCUCUUUUUUCUCAGUUUGUUGUGUUACUGCAUCAUUUGCCUGCUAAAUGUUUCUCUCAUUGUGAUCAUCAUCUUGGACAGCAACCUCCAUGAAUCAAUGUAUAUUCUGCUCUGUGUCUUUUGCAUGAAUGCACUUUAUGGAACAGCAGGUUUCUACCCCAAAUUUCUCUGGGAUCUCCUCUCUGAUGUUCAUCUCAUCUCAUAUUACGGUUGCCUUAUUCAGACUCAGGUAGUUUAUUCUUUUGUCUGUGGUGAACUGUCCAUUCUUGCACUCAUGGCAUAUGACAGAUAUGUGGCCAUAUGUCAGCCACUGAAGUACCACUCUAUCAUGUCAAAGCAAAGAGUCAUUAGGUUUGCAUGUUUUUUGUGGUUAACAACCUUCUGCAUUAUGGCUGUGAAUGCCUUUCUAACAUUUAGAUUGAAGUUAUGCAGCUCGUAUAUUUCCAGACUCUUCUGUGUGAACUGGAGUAUUGUUCAACUCGCUUGUUUUCCAGCACAAACUACAAUCAAUGCUAUAUCUGCAAAUAUUGCAAUAAUUAUUUAUUUGCUUCAUGGUGUUUUUAUAGUUUGGUCCUAUAUGUAUAUCAUUCAAACAUGUGUAAAGUCUAUAGAAAACAGGGCAAAGUUCAUGCAAACAUGUGUCCCACAUCUCAUCUCAUUAUUUACUUUUGCUGUGGCAAUACUUACUGAUGUUAUAAAUAUGCGACUGGGUUCGAAAGAGUUGCCUCGGACCCUUCAAAACUUUAUAGCAAUAGAGUUUCUUGUCAUUCCUCCUAUCAUGAAUCCUCUGAUAUACGGUUUCAAACUGACCAAAAUUCGAAAAAGAUUUUAUAGUGUUGUUAUUUUAAAAAGAACUAAUUUUUGUUUUAUUCGAUCAGAAAAUAGUUUCACACACAGCUAA